Molecule: messenger RNA, 1440 nt
Organism: Colletotrichum karsti
Lineage: Eukaryota; Fungi; Ascomycota; Sordariomycetes; Glomerellales; Glomerellaceae
Exons: 3
Coding region: 1-1440 (479 amino acids)
Source: RefSeq, a predicted model, not a curated record
AUGGAGCCCGCAGCACCGAGGAGCUUUCUGAGGAGGCGUCUCAUCCGCCGUCCGCGCUUCCAGAGAGACGACUUGCGCAUCGAGAUUCGAGACGACUCGUCGGACAGCGAAGACUCGCCUUCACCAAAUCACUCAUCUUUCCCGCCCGGCGUGAGCAAGACGCACUCGCCAAAGUCGCCAAAGACCACCCUCCCGCCGGCACCGCCGCCGCCGCCUCCGGUCCUCGCUCCCGCGAGGCCCACCGAGACCGAGACCGAAACGACGACGACCACUUCGUCUUCCAGGCCGUCGGUCCAGCCCGCCGCUCCGUCCCGUGCCCCGUCCCGCGAGCAGCCCCGGCCUACCACCUUUCCUACUGUCACCAGCACCGAGUCGUCGUCGUCGAGUACUACUCGCAGCUUUCCUACUGCUCUGCCGAACAGCUUUUCAACCACCACCAACCCAGCCACCGCCCCGACCGGAGGCACUACGAGAGGCGGCAACGAGGCAGGUCUUGGUAACGACAGGUCUGAUGAGGUGGGAUGGACGCCCACCGCCAUCGCCUUUGGAACCAUUGCUAUCGCCGCGUUGUUCCUGGUCAUAGGAUGGGGGCUCUGGUGGUUCCUCAAAUACCGCAAACGCAGACAAGCAAGAAAAAUGUACGAACGUUCCAUGUCACCAGACGGAAACCACUGGAACCCCACGUCCACCUUUUCCGCCCCGACCCAGCCUGCCCGCCGCGCCCCCUCAAGCAUCAUGGCCGAACUCAUGGGCGCCGCCUACGCCGCCGAGAACGGCAACGCCGGCCACCCCGACCGCAACUCCCUCACGCCGCAGGGCUACCUCGACGAGAAGCGACACGACCCGGCCCGCCAGCUCCCCAUCCUCGAGCCCGCCCCCGUCCACCAGCCCAACGUCCGCAACUCCAUCGCCAGCUGGAUCCGCCGCCACCACCCGCUCAAGCUGAACCCCCUCUCCGGCCGCAGCAGCAUCUACUCCAACCGCACCAUCGGCGCCAGCGCCCAGAGCGUCAACGCGCCUCCGGUACCCGCCGUCCCCGACGCCUACCGCCCCUCCAGUCAACAGUCCGGUCCGGCUCCUCCCCCGCAGCAGCCGAACACCAACCGGUACACCGCGUCGAGCCGGUACGGCACCGAGAGCCGGGCCGACACCAACUCGAUCCUCUCGUUCUACGAAAACCAGCAGCCGCCGCAGCAGCCCGCACAGGGAAAGCCUCCGCAGCCUCUCUGGCUGGAGACGCCUCCGCCCCUGAUGCACGGCGAUCGCGGACGCGGGGUGUCCAUGGCACCCACCGAGGCCACGACGAGGACCGAGAGUACCUGGCGCAGCUGGGGCGGCGGCGUGACGCAGCCCCGACAGCACGCGCAGCAGCAGCCACCGCCCGAGACGCCUCGGCGGGGAUGGAUUGAGAAGUGCAUCAGGUUUGGGGGUCUCAAAUAA